UUUUGGAAACAAAUUGUAUCUACGGUAGCCUUAUUAGGGCCAGUUUACGCUAGCCCUUCGGCCCUCGAAGUUGUUCAAGAUAUGUUUAACACUUGUAUCAAAGAUUUCUCAGUGGGUUGUGUUAAACCAAAAGCAAUGUCAUGGGUGAGCAAUGUGAUUAAUCAACCUGUCAUUAAGAUUACUGAAGAUUUACUUGUAGUAAAGAAGAGCAACCCCAGUUUAGAAGAGGAAGAGCGAAGCAACCCAGCUGAUAUCUUCGAUAAAUUUGAAGAUUUUCUGCAGUCGCAUGAUGUUGUGGCCAAAGUGCCGGAAAUUUUGAGGCCCACUGGUCCUCUUGCAGAGCUACUACCAAGAUCUUUCCAACCUACAGAUUUGUCUGUACCAAUGGCAGCUACUGGAAGAUCGAAGAUGGUAAAGAAAAUCCUGGUGCCCUUCUUGUUGGGUCUUAAGUUCAAAACUGCUGUUUUAGUACCUUUGGCGCUUGCCUUGAUAGCCCUGAAAACAUGGAAGGCUCUUACGUUGGGAUUACUGUCGUUGGUUCUUACUGGUGCUUUAGUCAUCUUCAGGUUGACGAAACCAAAGGUUACCACAUAUGAAGUAGUUCAUUAUCCACAACAUGAACAUGUUCAUCACAUUGAAGCUGCUGCGGCACCCACUGGUUGGGAACAACCUGUUUAUGGAAGAUCCCUGAAUCCUCAAGAAAUGGCCUACAGUGCUUAUGUUAAGCAGUGA
Messenger RNA from Agrilus planipennis (emerald ash borer), 732 nucleotides. RefSeq lists its product as uncharacterized. Lineage: Eukaryota; Metazoa; Arthropoda; Insecta; Coleoptera; Buprestidae. The transcript is spliced from 5 exons. The record is from RefSeq and is a predicted model, not a curated record. The annotation marks the transcript as partial.